CGGGACCCUGGCGGCCUUCGGCGACUUCAACUCGGACAAGCAGACGGACCUGUUCGUGCUGCGCGGCGGAAAUGAGUUGGUGAUCUUUUUGGCUGACCAGAAGGAACCCUACUUUAAGCCCCGUGUUAAGCUACCAAUGAAAUCUCUUGGUGUUACCAUAACCAGUGUAGUUCCUGGAGAUUAUGAUGGAGAUUCCCAAAUGGAUGUCCUUCUCACGACCCAGGCCCCAAGUCAUGGCAAAGAUGAACUUUCAGUGUUUAUUUUCUGGGGACACAACCAAACAUUAGAUCUUAACCAUAAAACUAUGUUAAAUAAGACUUUUCACGAUGAGCCUUUAGUAAUGGACUUUAAUGGAGACUUGAUUCCUGAUGUGUUUGGUGUGACGAGUGACUCGAGUAAGCCGCAGAUCCUGCUAGGCGGGAACUUGUCAUGGCAUCCGGCAUUGGAAACUCAAAGUAAAAUGUAUAUACCCCACUCUCAUGCCUUUAUUGAUUUAAAUAAUGACUUCACUGCUGAUUUGUUCCUUACUACGUCACCAAAUACCAAAACCAUUCAGUUUGAGACGUGGGUAAAUAAGGAUGGGAACUUCUCUAAAGUUGGAAAAAGCAAGGAAAUGCCCAGUGGUGCCAAAGUUGUUGGGCAGUCCGUGUUUGCAGAUUUUGAUGGGGAUGGACAAAGUGAACAUUUAUUACCAGUCUGUGAAGAUGAAACAUGUCAAAGAAGUGCCAUCUACCUAACCAAGCUGGGACUGGACCAGUGGAUUCCAGUCUUGCAAGACUUCAGAAAUAAAGACACAGUCUGGGGCUUUGUACCAUAUCAAAAUGACAAAUCUUCAACAGAAAUUUCAUUUCCAAUUACACUUCACAUUGGAGAUUACAAUAUGGAUGGCUACCCAGAUGCACUUGCUAUACUGAAGAACACUUCUGGAAGCAAUCAACAAGCAUUUUUACUAGAAAAUGUCCCGUGCAACAACAUCAGCUGCAAGAGCGUGCGGCGCAUGUUCAAGGUGUUCUGGGAGCUCUCGGAUCUCAAUCAGAUCAAGGAUGCCGUGGUAGCAACCUUCUUUGACAUCUAUGAGGAUGGGAUCUUGGAUAUCAUUGUGCUAAGCAAAGGCUACUCCAACAAGGACUUUGCUAUCCAUACCUUGAAAAAUAACUUCGAAGCAGAUGCCUAUUUUGUUAAAGUUAUUGUUCUCAGCGGCCUCUGUUCUAAUGACUGUCCUCGGAAAAUAACACCCUUUGGAGUUAAUCAGCCUGGUCCUUACAUCAUGUACACCACUGUAGAUGCAAAUGGGUACCUGAAAAAUGGAUCAGCUGGCCAGCUCAGCCAGUCAGCACACUACGCUCUGCAGCUGCCCUACAACGUGCUGGGCUUGGGCCGCAGCGCCAACUUCCUCGACCACUUGUACGUUGGCAUCCCUCGGCCCUUAGGAGAAAAGUCCAUAAGGAAACAAGAAUGGACAGCUAUCAUACCAAACUCCCAGCUUAUAGUCAUUCCCUAUCCUCAUAAUGUUCCUCGAAGCUGGAGUGCCAAGCUGUAUUUGACCCCAAGUAACAUUGUACUGCUAACAGCUAUAGCCUUAAUUGGUGUCUGUGUUUUCAUCCUGGCAAUAAUUGGCAUAUUACACUGGCAAGAAAAGAAAGCAGAUGACAGAGAGAAGCGACAGGAGGCUCAUCGGUUCCAUUUUGAUGCUAUGUGACAUGCCUUAAUAUUUAUGAAGGAGCUGCUACUCAUUUGCUUAAGUGAAAGACUAAAUUCUGAUUUUUAAAGUUAUUACCAUGAAAGUACUGUUGGUGUGUUAUUUGUAAAUGUUGCAUUAUCUGGUAUUUAUUUGGAAAGUAUUAAAAUUAGACCUGAAUGUCUCACAAGGCCUUUCAGUUAAGAGACUGUGUAUAAUAGCAUUUGGCCUUUAUUUAACAGACCUGUACAUUUAUUUUUUCUUAGUAAAGGGAUCAAAUUGCAUGUACCGUUGCUUAUGUACCAAUUCUUUAGUAAUAUUUGAUAAAAAGAAAAGUGUGUAAAUGAAGUGUAGCAUUUCAGCGAGCAGAAUACCUUGUAUCACUUGAUUUGGUCCUGUCCUUUAUUCAUUCCUGCAAAACAACCUGGUUUUUGAAAAUUAAACUUGUGAAAUUUCUCAGA
Molecule: messenger RNA, 2139 nt
Organism: Ficedula albicollis (Collared flycatcher)
Lineage: Eukaryota; Metazoa; Chordata; Aves; Passeriformes; Muscicapidae
Gene: ITFG1
Product: integrin alpha FG-GAP repeat containing 1
Exons: 18
Coding region: 137-1699 (520 amino acids)
Cellular component (GO): plasma membrane
Source: RefSeq, a predicted model, not a curated record